Molecule: messenger RNA, 1407 nt
Organism: Brenthis ino (lesser marbled fritillary)
Lineage: Eukaryota; Metazoa; Arthropoda; Insecta; Lepidoptera; Nymphalidae
Source: the annotation of a GenBank genome assembly
AUGGGUUAUUAUUGUACUGUGCCACAAUGCACCUCGCUUGCCGGCAAGACGAAGAACGUGAAGUUUCACCGCUUCCCGCGUGAUCACAUCAUGGCAGAUAAAUGGAAUUUAAUUUUGAAGCGGGGCAAGCCUUACACAAAAUACUCCAAAGUUUGCAGUCUUCAUUUCACCCAGGCCGACUACAACGUCACAACAAUGGGUCAGUGGAAAACAUUGUCAAAAGAUGCGGUACCUUCACAGAAUCUGCCAAAAUUGAAUCCCGAUGGUACAGUAAUGGUUAUAAGGAAAAGUCGCACCAUCAAAUAUAAGGAGAGCAAAAAAGAUGACACACUCAGCGAUAAGGCAGAAAAAUGGGCGAGUAUCACACAUUCGGCAUUACCUUUAUCUUCAGAAAGCCAGGAACAUCAAGAAAACAAUAUGGCGUAUCGUCUUCAAGCUUUAAAUUCACUCGCAAAUAACAUAAGUCCGACACAAGUUUUACCACAAAAUCAAUUAAAUAAACCCAAAAAGCAAGACGCCAUCAUGCAAACAGAUCCAAUACAGUCUGAAGAAGAGGAAACUUAUCAACACAGCUAUACCGAAUCAGAAAAAUCGGUACCCGAUAUCGAUUAUAAUCAAUACAAUGAAGAGAUGAAGAAAUAUGAAAUUCCAAAGGACUUUUCAAAGCCGAAUGACGAUUACAUACCACAGACAAACGAAGAGUACAAUAAAGAAGCGGAGAAAUACGCGCUAGAGCGAAAAUCGCAUAGUAAUUAUGAGAAAAUCGAUUAUCAGAAACCGAUAAUCGAGAACGGUUUCCCGAAAAUACCGGAGGUUUACGCUUUUGAUAAGGAUUAUCAAAAUCGGCCGGACUUUUUGUAUCAGAAUCAAAAUCCAUAUCAGGAUAGUGUGGAACUGUUGAGGAACCAACAGCACAAUCUUCAAAUCUUGCAAGAACAGCAUAGAGUUAAUGAAAAUCAAAAUUUUUUCAACGAAAAUCAUAUAAAGCAAGAAAUUGACUUUGGCAAUGAUGAAGAAAAGUUUAUCUAUGAAGCGAAUAAAGAUCAGAUUGAUACCAACACUUUGUAUGAGAGUCAGAGUAACGUCGAACAACAGAGGUUGUUAGAGAUGCAACAUCAAGUGAAGCAAGAGCCGGACACGUCAAAUGGAUGUGAAAACGUAAUGCAGCCACAGAGCAGUCCGUACUACGCAACGGGUGGAUCUAAUAAUGUCACAGCCGGCGGUUAUUACGAGCAAAUAACUCGGCCCGGACCCGAACUUCUGAUCGCGAAGCAGAACGCUUUAGCGGCGCAUCAACAGUUAUGGCAAAAUUCAAUGAAGCGGCCAUUUUUCUACAGUGACAGUCAACAUUACAAUACACCCCAGUUGUUACACACUAGGUGUGAGGACUUAUCCAGGAUCUUACAG